Messenger RNA from Dioscorea cayenensis subsp. rotundata (Guinea yam), 3797 nucleotides. RefSeq lists its product as uncharacterized. NCBI's taxonomy places the organism in Eukaryota, Viridiplantae, Streptophyta, Magnoliopsida, Dioscoreales, Dioscoreaceae. The record is from RefSeq and is a predicted model, not a curated record. The transcript is spliced from 13 exons. Bases 89 to 3526 code for a protein of 1145 amino acids. Gene Ontology annotation, molecular function: helicase activity.
AAGGCACAGUCAGUAUAUGAAGAUCUUUGAUCAUUUAGAGCUGAGCUGCUGAAGCCUGAAGUUCAUGGUGUGUUGAGAGUAAGAAAGGAUGGCAAAGAGUAAGAUAAAUGAAGGGAAUGGUGAUUUGGUUGCAGACUUCAUAUUCUCUUGGUCUCUUGAUGAUAUAUUUAAUGGAGAUCUCUUCAAGGGAAAGGUUGUGAAAAAUCCUUUAACUUUUGAAUCGAUGAAGAGUUAUCUGAAUUCAUAUACUUUUCCUAUGCUUGAGGAAGUACGUGCUGAUAUUGCUUCUUGCCUUGAAGUUAUUGCACAAGCUCCAUUUACUAAUAUUCUGGAAAUUAACAAGAUCGGUCCAAAGAAGCAACUGUUAUACCAUAUUAAAAUUGGUAGGCAAAAUGCUUCAGUUGCUGGUGAGAAUGAAAUAUACAUACCAAAGAGAGGAGAUAUAUUUGUCUUAACUGAUACAAGACCAAAGUUGGUUUCUGAUUUAAUACAGAAUGGAAGAUCAUAUAGAAUUGCUAUUGUAUCUAAGGGAGGUGAUGAUGAUGAUGAGAUGCCACCUCAUAAGUAUAAAAUCUCAUUGUCUAAAAGCUUAGACAAUGAUCAGUUUUGUGAUAUUGGAAACAGUAAACCCCCUUUGUUUGCUGUUUACUUGAUGAAUAUUGCAACAUCAAGUCGUAUGUGGAGAGCAAUUGACUUUCAAUUGGCUACUAAAAGAAAUUUGCUACUUGUUAAUGAAGUCAUCAACAAUAAAUCAUCGAUUUUCAAAGACAGAGAAGUGCCGCAAUCUGAUGGACUUGGCAAUAUAAUAAACAAGUUGCUUGAUUUUAAAGUUAAUGAUUCUCAAAAGAAUGCAGUACUAAGUUGUGUAUGGGCAUCUCAACGCAACGAUAAAUGUUCAAUUGAUCUUAUUUGGGGGCCACCGGGAACUGGAAAGACGAACACAACUGGUGCUCUGCUCUGGAUAUUGAAAGAAAUGAAAUGCAGAACGCUCACUUGUGCGCCUACAAAUACUGCUGUGAUGGAAGUCGCUUCGCGGUAUAUGAAGUUGUUAAAAGAGAAAGAGAAUGCUGCAGAAAAGGGCGCUCUUCUACUUGGAGAUGUGUUGCUAUUUGGGAAUAAAGAUCGGAUGAAGAACAAUGAUUAUCUUCGUGAUGUGUUCUUGGAUAAUCGUGUGAAAAAACUCAUACCAUGGUUUGCACAAAAAACGGGUUGGAAGCAUUGCCUGGAUUCAAUGGUGGAGCUCUUUGUGGACUCUUUCAAAUUGUAUCAGCAACAUGUCGAAAAGGAAUGGAUAACUCUUGAAGACUUUGUGAGAAGAAAAUUUGCAGAGAAUUCAAAGAGUCUGAGUCAGUGUCUUAGAACAUUAAGAAUGCAUCUGCCAAGUGCUUCCAUUUCUGUAGAAAGCUCUAGAGACAUUGUUUUGCUCCUUGAUCUACUACAAGAAUUUCAUGCCAUUCUUCGGCAAAAGUUUACCACCAGUGAUCUGGAGGAAGUCUUUAAGUCUAACAGUGUACAAGACAGUAAUUCUAAAACUUCGGAGCUGAUAGAUCUGGAGGAAGUCUUCAAGUCUAACAUUGUACUAAACAGUAAUUCUAAAACUUCAGAGCUGAGAGAUCUGGAGGAAGUCUUUAAGUCUAACUGUGUAGUAAACAGUAAUUCUAAAACUUCGGAGCUGAAAGAUCUAGAGGAAGUCUUUAAGUCUAACAGUGUUCUAAACAGUAAUUCUAAAACUUCGGAGCUGAGAAAGAGCAAAGAAAGAUGUCUUCAAGUAUUGUAUAGACUUCAGUCAGGAUUGAAACUUCCUCUUACCUGUUCAAAAAGAGGUAUUGGAGAUUUUUGCAUGCAAAAAGCAUCACUUAUGUUCACUACAGCAUCUUCUUCUUCAAAAUUGUACAAUGUGAAGGGGAUGAAACCUCUUGAUGUGUUGGUCAUUGAUGAGGCUGCACAGUUAAAAGAGUGCGAAACACUGAUUCCUUUACAGCUAUCUGUAGUUCGCCACGCAAUUCUCAUCGGUGAUGAAUGUCAAUUACCAGCAAUGGUGAAGAGCAAGGUCUCAGAUAAUGCACUGUUUGGAAGAAGUCUGUUUGAGAGGCUAACUUCACUGGGUUACAAGAAGCAACUUCUAAAUGUACAGUACAGGAUGCACCCUUGGAUAAGCCGAUUCCCGAAUGCUAGCUUUUAUGACAAUCAAAUUUCAGAUGGUCCGAAUGUCACUGACAAGAAGCACGCUAGAUGUUUUCUGCCUGGCCCCAUGUUUGGUCCUUAUUCAUUUAUCAAUAUCGAGUUCGGAAAUGAGGUUGCCGAUGCUUUGGCACAUAGCAAGAAAAAUUUGGUUGAAGUAGCAGUUAUUUCAGACAUAAUCAGAAGACUAGCCAGUGAAUGUGUGAGGACUAAACGGAGAGUUAGUGUUGGUAUCAUCUGUCCAUACACUGCACAAGUUUCAGCAAUUCAAGAGAAACUCGGCAAAGCAUAUAAUGGGAAAACAUCUUUUUCUGUCAGAGUUAAUUCAGUUGAUGGAUUUCAAGGCAGUGAGGAGGACAUCAUAAUAUUUUCUGCUGUAAGGUCGAACACUGCCGGAACAGUUGGAUUUCUGUACAAUCAUCAACGAACAAAUGUUGCACUGACCAGAGCAAAGCAUUGUCUUUGGAUUUUAGGAAAUGCUCCAACAUUAUCUAGCAGUGGUACUAUCUGGAGUAAAUUAGUUCGUGAUGCAAAAAAUCGAGGAUGCUUCUUUGAUGCAAAGGAUGAUAAAAGCAUCAUGAAUGCCAUGAUGAAACAUUGCAAUGACUUUGGUAAAAUAAAUGAUCAGAUUUAUAACACUAAUUCCUUGGAUAUCAGUAAAACACAAGAGAAGAAAUCUGGAGGGCCUUCAACAUCAAAAUCACUUUCCAAUUAUGUUUUGAUUAAAAGUCUUGAUAAGAAGAAUGAGGGAGAAAUACAUGUACUUUCAAAUCAGUUCCUGCAGCUCGGUGCGGAUAAUACUUCUGAAGCUCCAAAAUCUGAUUCGAGCAAAAUCAAAACUUCAGAAGGGAAAAAGAUGGAGAACAACCCAAAAAUGGAGGAUAAAAGAAAAUUUCAAACUAAGGAAAACCAUGUUUCUGACGUGAUGUAUCAACCGAAAUAUCAUCCUUCCACAAGAAAAUCUGAAGAUCAUGUGCCAAUUUGUAUUUCUAAUGCUGCACCUUGCUCAACCACAACAGCACAAACAGCUCCAAAGGAAAAGAAUGUAGUGGAACAUGAUAAUUUAAGCAAUUUAAGUUCUGAAGCUGCGCAUCAAUCUGAACAUCCACAAAUAAUCAAAUCUGAAGGAUAUAUGCAAACUGAUACUCUACCAAAUUGGGGUAAUCCAAAUUAUGAUGCAUCAAGCUCAACCUUAAAGAUGGAAGCAGCACCAAAACCAAAACAGCUGAUUGAAGAGAGAAAAGAGGAGCCGGGCAACAUGUGUGUUACCAUCGCGGCUUCAGUUGCUGUUGCAGUCAUGGGCUCAGCUGCUUCGCGAAUAUUUCGCUGGUUUAAUCAGAGUUAAAAAUGAUUUCUAGGUUUAAUCUACUAUAAUUAUAUAAAAUAUACCCCUGCAGUAUUCAGGCCAUUAUCUGCCAUCUGAUCUAAGCCUGAAAGAUUGGACAUUAUCUUAUGAGCAUCUGGUACCUGUGUAACUAAAGCAUUACAUGAAAGGGCUAAAUGUCAAAUGAUUAUUGAUGAACCUUGGCUUGUAGUAAAUUGUGACGUUUAUGUUCAUGAAAAAUCGAAUGAAAGUCAUGAUUGGAUGGUCAAUGGCUCUCUUCUUAUUCUGGCAA